AUGCCUAAAAAGGCGGCGGUGAAGUACCGGUCGCUACGGUCCAACCUGGUCCACCUCCCUCUGAGCCUUUUUGCCAGUCUAGCUCAACAGCAAGCUCGACCUCAAGGUUUGAUACUCCACCUCACACCGCUGAUAUCCCCCUCCUCGUCUUCCCGACCUGCCAGAGCGGCAUACCUUGGAUGGUCGGGCUUGGCAGCUGCCAGCUCUUUGGCAAGUAUAGGCGGCGGCGAGGCAGAGACAGUAGAAGUGGAUCCUGAAGUGGCUAUAGCGCUCGGAUGGGCUGAGGGGACGAUUGUCGAGAUUUCCAUCAUACACAAUCCCGUCCGAGCCAAGUCAGUCAGCGUUACCCCUCUGACUUCGGACGACUGGGAGAUACUGGAACAACAUGCUAGCUUCCUCGAGAAUAACCUCUUGUCCCAGUUGAGAGCGGCGCAGGCGGGUCAGGUUAUUGAUGCUUGGGUCGCAGGCAAGAGCAAGAUCCGGAUAAGGGUCGACCAGACCAAUCCCUCGACAUCAGCGAGCUCGGCGGUGCUCGUCAAUCCAGAUACCAAAAUCUACGUUGCGCCACGACCCCGCUCGUCCUCAUCCAAGACCCCGUCAGAGACGGUCAUCACCCCCGCACAAACUGUAGCAGGUUCAAAGGGGAAAGAAAAGGGCAAGGAGAAGGCCGUAGAGGUCCGAGUGGUGCCUCAGCGGAUAGCGGCGCAAUGGGGACAACCGCCAGCGGGGAAGGGCGAUCCAGAGGUGGUCGGGUGGGUGUGCUCGGACACGCUGGAAACAGCGGGAAAGAAGCUAGGCGUCAAGGGAGACUUUCUGCCUGUGCGGAUGCAGCGACGAAAGCGGGACGCCGGGGCGCAAGGGGAGCUGAAUGCGGUUGACGUCGCGAAAGAUGGGGAUCAAGCUGGAGGACAAGCGGAGAAUGGGGAUGGACCGGUAUAUCUCUGGCUGGGGGAGUGGGAGGGUGUACCGGAGGGCUGUGUGGUUCUGCAGGGGGCGGAGAAGUGGGAGAAUGACUGGGCUUGUGUUGAUCUGUAUGUCGGGUCGCAGAAGCGGAAAGGCACGAAAAGCUCCACGGCGAAGCAUAGACCACUAACCUCACCUUCACUCAUGCCCCCCUUGGCGGGUAUCUCGACUCUGCUCGAUGACGCGCUCCGCUUUUUCCGCCUGCAGGACGGCUCAGCUUGUCGACCGCUACUGCUAACUGGCGGAAAGGGGUCGGGCAAGACCAGCCUAGCGAGGCGGAUCGCCAGCUAUUUGGAGCAAGACGUGGCUGUCAUGGCUGAGGAAAUCUACAUCGACGUCGCUCGUCUAGACGCCGAACGGCGAGUGGACAAGGUCAAGGAAGAAAUCAACAGCUGGCUGGAGCAGGCGAAGGGCAAGACGCCGUGUUUGCUGGUUCUUGACGGUCUUGACUCUUUGAUCGGGCCGGAGAAUGAGUUAUCGUCCUCGUCAGAUCCCCAAAUCCUCGCCGAGCAUUUCUGCCGCCUCAUCAAAGACAUCCCGCCGGGCAUUCUCGUACUCGUCACAGCUGUCGCUGCGUCCAGUCUCCACCCCCUUCUGAAUAGCAAGCACGUCUUUGGCGAUGCCCUCAAGAUCUCACCACCGACCAAAGAAGUCCGACAAGAGGUGCGUGCGCAUCCGAGCUUGGCUGACGGAAGAUGCUCAGCGGAAUCAGGAGAAUCAGCUCUUGACUUUGUCACUCUGGGUUCCAUGACGGAGGGGUAUUCGGCGGCGGACUUGAUUGAUCUGGUGGGGAGCGCGACGCAGCAGGCGAUGAUACGAAGUGCAAGGAGUGGGGACAGUCAGCAGAGCAUCCGUCUGCAGGACUUCGUCGACGCCCAGAUUGCCUUCACACCUCUCAGUCUGCGCGGCGUCAGCUUGCAGAAGUCGGACGUCAAGUGGAGUGAUAUUGGUGCAGGGCUGACUGAGACUCGCCGAGUUUUGCGCGAAACCCUCGAAUGGCCGACAAAGUACGCAAGAAUAUUCGCCAACUGCCCUCUCCGCCUCCGAUCCGGUCUCCUCCUCUACGGCUACCCCGGAUGCGGCAAGACUCUCCUCGCUUCCGCAGUCGCGAAAGAGUGCGGCCUCAACUUCAUCUCGGUCAAGGGUCCGGAAAUCCUCAACAAGUAUAUCGGUGCGUCGGAGAAAUCUGUACGGGACCUGUUCGAGCGGGCGACGGCUGCAAAGCCGUGUGUGCUGUUCUUUGAUGAGUUUGAUUCAAUUGCGCCAAAACGUGGACAUGAUUCGACGGGAGUUACGGAUCGGGUCGUCAAUCAGAUGCUGACGGAGAUGGAUGGUGCGCAGGGUCUUGAAGGGGUGUAUGUGCUCGCAGCUACGAGCCGGCCUGACCUGAUUGAUCCGGCGUUACUCAGACCGGGGAGAUUGGACAAGUCUCUGUUGUGCGAUAUGCCAGACCAGGCGGAACGGCUUGACAUCCUGGUUGCUUUGUCUCGGAAGAUGGAAGUUGCCGCAACAGUCGAUAUGGAGGCGAUCUCGUUCGACACCGACGGCUUCUCCGGCGCGGACCUUCAAGCCAUGAUGUAUAAUGCUCAUCUGGAGGUGAUUCAUGCUCAGAUCGACGGGGCGGCGGGGGCGAAGGGCAGGGGUCAAGCGAAUGGGUCCAGUGGGGAUGGAGGGAAGGGUAAGGGGAAAGAAAAGGGCAAAGGCAAAGGCAAGGGGAAGGGGAAGGCGGUCGAUGGGGAGGCUGGCGAGACUAUCACCACGAUCAUCAAGAAUAGCUCUUCUGUUCAAGUCGACACAGACUCAGGACACCUCCAUACUGCCACUGCCGCUAAACCGGUCAUUGAGCAAGUCCAUCUUCUUCGGUCGCUGGCCAAUACUCGACCAUCGGUGCCCCUCAAGGAAAAAGCCAAGCUGCAACAUAUCUAUAGAGCCUUCAUGUCUGACCGAGAUGGAAAGAUGGCGAAUGGAGACACGGGAAGAGAUACAGGGACUAGAGUAUCAUUGCAAUAA
Messenger RNA from Dioszegia hungarica, 2973 nucleotides. RefSeq names its product putative peroxisome biosynthesis protein PAS1. The transcript is spliced from 17 exons. Gene Ontology annotation, molecular function: ATP hydrolysis activity; ATP binding. Lineage: Eukaryota; Fungi; Basidiomycota; Tremellomycetes; Tremellales; Bulleribasidiaceae. Gene Ontology annotation, cellular component: cytosol; peroxisomal membrane; peroxisome. Gene Ontology annotation, biological process: protein import into peroxisome matrix. The record is from RefSeq and is a predicted model, not a curated record. The coding region runs from base 1 to 2973 and encodes 990 amino acids.